AUGGUAGUUUACGAGCAAGGAGAACCCAUUCAGGGUGUAGAUCGAUUGCACCAAUUCAUUUACCACGUCAGAAAAAUCCCAACAAAAGAAGCUUUAUUUGCAUGGGUACAUGAAGUAUGUAAAAGAAUUGGAAUGGUGUUAAUGAUUGCGGGUUCGAGUGACGGGGAUAGAGGACGUAGGACACCGUAUGUGAUUGUUCGUUGUGAGCGUGCGGGCCAUUAUGUUGGCAAGAAGGUACCAGGUGAAGAUGAUCAAAGACCGGGAAAAAGGAGCACCGGUUCAAAGAAAUGCAAUUGUCCGUUUAAAUUGAAGGGGACAAAAGAACACAAGGAUGAUGAAAAGGCUGAGUGGAAAUUGGAUGUUUAUAGUGGUAUUCACAACCACAACUUAUUUGAAAACUUGCACGCACACUCUUAUGCUGGAAGAUUAUCAAAGGAGCAGGUUUCCUUUGUUCACACUAUGAAGAAAGCAAUGGUGAAACCAAGGGCAAUUGUAAGAGCAUUGAAGGAAAAGGACCCGUCUAAUGUAACUGGUAUGAAGACAGUUUACAAUAUUAUCUCUAAGUUAAAUUUAAGUGAAUUGGAUGGGAGAUCUCAAUUGCAAUCAUUGUUCGUCAAGUUGAAAGAAGAUGAAUACCUCUCGUACCAUAAAUCGAACGAGUUGAAUGCGAUUACUGACUUGUUGUGGAUCCAACCCAAAUGCAUUAAGUUGGCACUGUCGUAUCCGUACGUAUUCGUCAUCGAUUGCACGUACAAGACCAAUCGCUACGGACUCCCAUUUCUUGAGAUUAUGGGUUUUACUUGUACCAACAAGACGUUCUCAAUUGCCUUUGCAUACUUGGAUCACGAAAAGACGGAAAAUUUCGAAUGGGCGUUGCGUUGUUUGAAGGAGGCCAUGACCAGUUGUCCUCGGCCUAAUUGCAUUGUAACAGAUCGAGAUUUGGGUUUAAUGAAAGCAGUCCAUCGAGUCAUCACUUGCUGUGUCGGUGGCAUGUGA
Molecule: messenger RNA, 996 nt
Organism: Erythranthe guttata (spotted monkey flower)
Lineage: Eukaryota; Viridiplantae; Streptophyta; Magnoliopsida; Lamiales; Phrymaceae
Source: RefSeq, a predicted model, not a curated record